AUUUUAUAAUUAAUUGGAUGAAAAUUGUAAACAGACAGCGCGAGAGUCCAUGCCCACCACCUCGGUAGAGACGAAAGAACAUUAGCCUAUAACUGAAUGCAAGUCACCAUGGCAGCAGCAAGUGUUGUGAUUGAUGGCGCUCUUAUGGAAGGUGGAGGACAAAUUUUGAGAAUGUCAACUGCUUUCAGUUGCUUAACCAAACAACCAAUCGUAAUAAACAACAUCAGAGCCAAUAGGAGUAAACCAGGUCUACGACCACAACAUUUAAGUGGAAUGAAGCUUAUAGGGAAUUUAUGCAAUGGAAAGUUAACAGGAGCUGAAGUGGGAUCAAGCUGCAUAAGUUUCAGUCCAGGUCACAUAAGUAAAGGAUCAUAUGAGGCAGAUACUCAUACAGCUGGGAGUACCUGUUUGCUAUUACAAGUGUCUUUACCUGUGAUGUUGUUUGCUGAUGGUGCUGUUCAUGCCACUUUCAAAGGCGGGACUAAUGCAGAGUUUGCACCACAGAUCGAUUACAGUCUCAUGGUCUGUCAACCUAUUUUAGAGCGACUUGGAAUAAAAUUUGAGGUUGAUGUUAUAAAAAGGGGUUAUUUCCCUAAAGGUGGUGGGACAAUCAUAGUUUCUUGUGAGCCAGUCAAGUGCAUCAAACCAUUGAAUCUCACUAACCCAGGUCAUCUUAUUGACAUUUCUGGUCGCGCGUUUGUAGCUGGAGUGUUGCCAAUCAAGGUAAAGUUUAUUAUGUUUUAUCCGUGGAAAUUAUUCGGAAAGUUUUAUUUAUUUUCUUCACAU
Molecule: messenger RNA, 786 nt
Organism: Anneissia japonica
Lineage: Eukaryota; Metazoa; Echinodermata; Crinoidea; Comatulida; Comatulidae
Product: RNA 3'-terminal phosphate cyclase-like
Exons: 7
Biological process (GO): RNA processing
Cellular component (GO): nucleus
Molecular function (GO): RNA-3'-phosphate cyclase activity
Source: RefSeq, a predicted model, not a curated record